Messenger RNA from Arabidopsis lyrata subsp. lyrata, 795 nucleotides. RefSeq lists its product as uncharacterized. NCBI's taxonomy places the organism in Eukaryota, Viridiplantae, Streptophyta, Magnoliopsida, Brassicales, Brassicaceae. The coding region runs from base 102 to 380 and encodes 92 amino acids. The record is from RefSeq and is a predicted model, not a curated record. The transcript is spliced from 2 exons.
CGUUGAUAAAUCUAUAAAUAAGUACUCAUGGGACACUAGAAAAAUCCGUUAAACAAACAAAUCACGUAUUAAAUCGAAGGUGUUGAAUAUUAAAGAGAAAAAUGGUGAGUAUCAUGAAGAUAAUGAUGAUUAUAGCUCUGUUAGUGAUUGGCGUGAGUGCAAAGACUGUGGAACAAUGUAAACGAACAACGUGUGAGACUAAAUGUCAUGACAGCAAAAGUUUUGGUUGUUCUGAUUGUCUCCUUCGAUGCGCUUUUCCUGGAAGUGACAGUAAAAUAGAUCAACGGGCUUUGUGUAUCAAGAAUUGUGAUGUCGGUUGUGGCCCGAGCCAGGACUGCUACCAACGUUGUAUUAAACGUUGUCCUAGCCCUCUGAUUUGAGGUUUAGAGGUCCUAAACUUGUGCAACUAUUUUUCAAUACUUCUUUCUCAUUAAGUCUGUAAUGUCGGGGUAAAAAGAUUAUGUUUUAUAAACAUAUUAAAAUAAAAUAAAGAAAAUAUUAUAUUGAAACAUUUGACGGUGUCACAAAAAUACAGAAAUCUUUUGAGAUUUUGAUUAAUGAAUCAACUAUAAAUUAAAGAAGAAGACAUGAGAAAGAAGUAAAUGGUUUUACAUAAAUCUAGAGGGCCUUACUUUGCUAGAAAUAUAUUUUUAUAAUAUUAUAUGUUUGUUAAAGAAUUCGUAAUGUGCAUGGAAUUAUAAUUAUAAUUAUUUUAUUUUUCAUUUUAUUUUGUUGGUAAAUUUGUGGUUAAUUGGUGAUGAAUCUUCUUGUCGUCCCUUAAUUUCUCCAUAGAUG